Acyrthosiphon pisum (pea aphid) is the source of this 461-nucleotide messenger RNA. Its product is annotated as syntaxin-binding protein 2-like. Bases 257 to 448 code for a protein of 63 amino acids. The record is from RefSeq and is a predicted model, not a curated record. Lineage: Eukaryota; Metazoa; Arthropoda; Insecta; Hemiptera; Aphididae. The transcript is spliced from 2 exons.
CGGCCGCACUGGCGAAUCGAUUUUUCGUCUUGUCCGGGCACUAGAGUUCCAAGCAACGAUGGCUCAAGGCCACCGCCGGAGCGCCCUAUGGUCCCGGACAAUCUUCCGUUGUUCAUCACUGGACCGUCGUCAUUCGGAGACACGACACUGUUGAAUUUUACACGAUCUCCGCUUAACCACAAUCAGCGACUAUUGUAAAUUAAAAUCAGUUUUGACGUAAUUUAUUGUUAUUACAACGUUAUUCACUCGCACAAAAAUGGGACUGAAGGAAAUUGUCAGAUAUCAUAUUAUGGUAAAUGCGAUUCAACCAAGUUGCAUACAAAAUGAUAAUUCAGUCAAGAAGUUUAACUGGAGCGUUCUAGUGCUCGACAAAGUCGGAUUGCAGAUUAUCUCAUCUUGCUGUAAUAUGCAAGACAUGUGCUAUAACGGAAUUACUCGUGAGUGUUAAUUUAUUAGUUUAA